Molecule: messenger RNA, 717 nt
Organism: Sparassis crispa
Lineage: Eukaryota; Fungi; Basidiomycota; Agaricomycetes; Polyporales; Sparassidaceae
Exons: 2
Coding region: 1-717 (238 amino acids)
Source: RefSeq, a predicted model, not a curated record
AUGGGCUGCAUGUCUGUCACGCCCGAGGAACUCUACGACCUCCUGCGCAAGCAGCCACAGCUGUUCUACUCACUGGAAGCACUGAUGCACCCGGCGCUCCUGCGCACCGUAGAGCCGCCGCCGUACCCCACCGCGUUCAUUUCGCGUCACGAGAGCGUGACGCCGUCGAUCCGCGGGUGCUCCCUCGCGCUUUUCACGCCCGCGGGCGUGGUGGGCGCCCUCACCGAUACACUCUGCAGCUUCCGGAGAGCGCGGAUCGUCAGCUUCCAGAUGCACGGCGGCAUGCCGUUCCAAGCUGCCGCCACGGCGCGCCCGCGCGCACCUGACGUGCCAUGGGGGGGCGCGGAGCGUUGUCGCGGUGCCCACGCUCUCUGUGGACGUGCUCCAAGCGGCAGAGCCCGGCUUGGCAUUCCUCUUUCAGAUGAGCAUGUUCUCGGGGUUCUCGGGGAAGAACAGCAGGUGCUUCCUGCGCCUCGUAGGUUCCCAGAAGCAGCGCCCUGCGCGCCCGGGGGGUGGGAGGUCCAUGACGUCCGCAGCUUUGUACGCAUCACGACCGCGGAGGGGCGGCCUGCGCUUUCCGAGGAUGCCGUGCAGGAGCUAGAGCAGCUCCUCCGGCACGCGCCCCUAUAUGGGCCCCAGCUGCGUCUCAUGGACCGUACCGCUUCGAACGAAUUCAUGGAGAGCGUCCGCAUGUAUGAGAUGCACGAGGAUGAUUAG